Haliaeetus leucocephalus (bald eagle) is the source of this 4002-nucleotide messenger RNA. RefSeq names its product WD repeat domain 45B (gene WDR45B). Gene Ontology annotation, biological process: protein localization to phagophore assembly site; autophagy of mitochondrion; protein lipidation. The transcript has 9 exons. NCBI's taxonomy places the organism in Eukaryota, Metazoa, Chordata, Aves, Accipitriformes, Accipitridae. The coding region runs from base 1549 to 2499 and encodes 316 amino acids. Gene Ontology annotation, cellular component: extrinsic component of membrane; phagophore assembly site membrane; cytosol. The record is from RefSeq and is a predicted model, not a curated record. Gene Ontology annotation, molecular function: protein binding; phosphatidylinositol-3-phosphate binding; phosphatidylinositol-3,5-bisphosphate binding.
AAAAGUGGUCCUACUUGGAAUGAAACUCUUGAAGUAUUAAAAAGGAAUCUCAAAUUGGCUGUAUUAUUUUUCCCAAAUUGUGGAGUUUUUAAACUAAUACUGUUGUUAAGAUUGAGUUUAUUAUACAUUUUCUUAUUGUUAUGUGAGAACAUUGAUUUUUUUCUAUGUUUAUAACAAAAAAAACUCAACAAGAUGUCACCAGUUGUAUUGUUUCUUCUGACAUCUUAACCUGCAUCAAGAUACGAGCAGUGGAAGACACGUACUGAGUGUUGCUCACUUGCUCUUCAAUGAACAUGCAGUUUUUUAAAUUGACCUUAUAUUAAGCUAAUAGUACGCAAACCACAAAGUUAGUUGCCUGUGUUGUGAGGACCAUUGCUGGCUGUUUGUGAACCUUUGGCACCAGGAAUACCUGAAACAGUCUCUCGCAGUCUGAGCCCUUUUGCCAGCUUCUGAGCCAUCACGCCACAGCAGACCGUCCAGUCUUGUGUGUAGGAAAUCAUGGGUCACCUGGCUAUGAGCAAAUCGUUUGGAUACCUUAUGUUGAGAGUGAAGACUUCCUUCCCUCCUUCCCCCGUGCACCUGUGAUUUUGGGGUCUUGAGUGUGGGGAAGGGAUGCAUUUAGACAUAGCUCCUCAAUUUUCACUUGGAGGGUUUAAAUCUUUGCAGUCAUUGCGGUGCGUAAGAAUAAAACCAGACUAAUUUGAAUACCUCUGUUCCAGUACGUUGAAUAUCUUAACGGGAUUUUUGAUGUAGUGCAUAUAAAUUGUGUAGCAACUAAUCUUCCAUCAGCCUGCCUCUAGCGAUGGUAGCUGCUUUGAACUGCACACUGGCAUUUCUUUAUAUUAGUAACUACAUUCACCCAUUAGUCAGUAAAACAGCAGGACAGGACACUGGCAGUUGGAUGGGUUCCACUAAAAAGGCACAUGCAUAAUUCUGUAUGUAAAUGUAACUAAAAUAAUUUUCCAGAGUAUUUUAAUCUGGCUUCUAAUUAUUCCCUGGUUUAGACUUAAGCUAUUUGCAUGUAAUUAUUGGCAUCUGACUCGGUAGGCUCUCAUUAGAGCAUUCUUAAAAACUAUGUUUGAGAAGGUCUCUUCUGUGGAAACAUGAACAAUUGAUCAUACUUCAUAUAGUCGUAAUCACGGUGUAAAUCUGGAUCUAAUAAGAAAGGAGGGGUUUUGCUUAAUAAUGGCUGUUGGGCCAUAAAAGUUAAAAUGCAGGUUUCCUUCCCUCUCUAGUGCAUGGCAUAGGAUACAGAUGGGUUGGGAAUUGCUCUCCUUUCCUUCCAUUGUUUUCUUACCUGUCUAAAAAGAAUACUGAGAACUUUCCGCUUUCAACAGAGGCCAGCACAGAGGACAACUCUUGUAAAUGGUUUUCACUUGCAAACACUAAGGAAGCCUGCAAGUGGUCUUCAGCUUGAAUUUAACAAUGCAGUUACCGAGUAACGCUCUCUUAACUCUCUGGCUCUUGCUUAGUUCUUGAGUGUAUCUCGCAAUUACUGUAUAUGUGUAUAUAUAUGUGCUUUUUACUACAGGAUGCUUUGCAUGUGGAAUGGAAAAUGGAUUCCGAGUUUAUAAUGCAGAUCCACUCAAAGAAAAAGAGAAACAAGAAUUUCUAGAAGGCGGUGUUGGCCAUGUCGAAAUGCUGUUUCGUUGCAACUAUUUAGCACUAGUAGGUGGAGGAAAAAAGCCAAAGUAUCCACCUAACAAAGUAAUGAUCUGGGAUGACCUGAAGAAGAAGACUGUCAUUGAGAUAGAGUUUUCUACAGAAGUCAAAGCAGUUAAGCUGCGAAGAGAUAGAAUUGUGGUAGUCUUGGACUCGAUGAUUAAAGUUUUCACAUUCACACACAAUCCCCACCAGUUGCACGUCUUUGAAACCUGCUACAACCCUAAAGGUCUCUGUGUCCUUUGUCCAAAUAGUAAUAAUUCUCUUCUUGCAUUUCCUGGAACACAUACUGGGCACGUGCAGAUAGUGGAUCUCGCUAAUACAGAAAAGCCUCCUGUAGACAUACCAGCUCACGAAGGAGUCUUGAGCUGUAUAGCUUUAAACCUGCAGGGAACAAGAAUUGCAACAGCAUCAGAAAAAGGGACCCUCAUAAGAAUAUUUGAUACUUCAUCAGGGCAUUUAAUCCAGGAGCUACGAAGAGGAUCACAGGCAGCCAAUAUAUACUGUAUCAACUUCAAUCAGGAUGCUUCCCUAAUCUGCGUAUCCAGCGACCAUGGCACAGUACAUAUUUUUGCUGCAGAAGACCCUAAAAGAAAUAAGCAGUCAAGUUUGGCCUCUGCCAGCUUUCUCCCCAAAUACUUCAGUUCCAAAUGGAGUUUUUCCAAGUUUCAGGUUCCCUCAGGCUCUCCGUGCAUUUGUGCCUUUGGAACAGAGCCAAAUGCUGUCAUAGCAAUAUGUGCAGAUGGCAGCUACUACAAGUUCUUAUUCAACCAAAAAGGGGAAUGCUCAAGGGAUGUCUAUGCUCAGUUUCUAGAAAUGACGGACGACAAGCUUUGACUGAGUUGAGGGGAAUGCAUGGGUCAAAGUACUGCCUUGGCUAUUCCACAUCUUUGGAAGGACAGUAUAUGAAUGUCCAAUACUGAUCAAGAAGUUUAGCAGACCUCACUGAGAAGCCUGGCCCAACAUGAUCACAACAAGCUCUGAAGUAGUGGACUACAUAUGUUUAUUCUCAUUUCUGCAAGUAUUCAUCAUUAAAAUCUCUUUGGGUUACUGUCAUCAACUCAAGUUUUCAAGAUGUGGCUUUCAACAAGCUUGUGCCUAUUGGGUUUCUCUUAAUCUAAACUGUGAAAUGACUUUAGAUUAAACACGAGUGCCUGCCACACAAAAAGAUCUGCAGGGGGCUGUACAAAUGUACAACUAGCCUUAGAAAAAGGGAUGUGAAAACAGAAGAUUUUAGGUAUUGCUUUACUGCCUCUGAAUGGCUGGGAGUGGGGGGAAUACUAUGGAUCAUCCUCAAAUAAAACUCCACCAGCUUGGCUAGGAGCAGGAGUGCUGCCUUUCCCCCCUCCCCAAGCACAUCUUAGAGUAACAGAGGAGAAGAGAUGACAAGCACGUAGCCACAGACAACUGUAGCUUGAACCAUGCUUGUCCUCUGACCUGGGCUAGGGGGGUGGGCGGUGGUAGUCAUGGGGCCACAGACGGCUGUUCCCGCCCACCUGCCCAUGUUGGGUAAGUUGAGUGAUCAGCACUAACUGUCAAAGGUGCCAAACUGUACAUAGUAGCUGAAGGCACAUUUAGGCACUGGCUGACCCAACUACCCUCUCCUCGGUGUGUGGAGCAAGCGCCCAGGGCACUCGGGCACCUGGAGCUCCUGUAUUUGUAGAGGUGAUUCCUUCUGUAACAAAACAGCCAUUCCAGGUUUAAAAACCACCCUCGGUACUGGUGUGACAGCUGUACUGACUGCCUCUGAAACUGCUGUGCUUCAACUGGAAGACUGGACAGGCCGCUUACACAUCCAGCACAAUAAAUGAACAAGGUGGCAUGAAAUAAUGGUCUCUGCAAUGGCUUUAAACUUGCAAACUUUUUUUUUUUUUUUUUAAUUUGAGAUGUUGCAUACUAAACACUGUUGGCCUAGGGACAGUUAGGUUAGACUAAACCAACUGACUUGUAAACUCUUUCCCCAAAUUGUUAUAUGGCAAUUAGUAUUUACUGCUGAACUAAGGCACAAGAUACUAAACUAGAAACUGAAAUAGACACAAGCUCUCCGUUCAUAGCACUAAAUACCGGGGGGGGGGGGGGGGAAGUCUUGCUCUUCUGAAACUUAAUUUCACAGAUGCUUCAGAUCUGACAUGCCAGUUCACUCUAAGAUUGUUUAGCUGCAAGCUCUCUAAAUUUGACAAGUUUCUUUUAGUGUCACGUAACAUACUAAGGACUAACUUCUACGCAGAUUUUGAUGUCAAGGUUGCAUGUUGCUUUUAUGUGUAUUUAACCACAGAAAUUGUUUUGCACACUUAUUUGUAAUAUGUUAUUUCUUUUAAAUAAAAGUGACUAAUUUUGCUG